AUGUGUCCUGUAUUGUAUCAGAUGUUUGCGAACACCUUCGUGCGUUCUGCGCGUCGUGUACGUCCUUCAGCGCAAACACUUCGUCUCAGAGGCGCGAGGAAUGCUUCGACAUUGCCAGAGAAUCCACACAUUUAUGUACAUAAAGAUCCGUUCGAUCCGAGCAAACGUUUGCUAUCACUACUGCCCACCGAACCUCCCACACCACAACUCGCCAUAGGCACAUGCACUGCUCUCCCACCCACGCCCCAGAACUUCACCGAGAACCCACAGUUCCUUCCCAUCCUAUCCUCUGUGUUCGCCACACACGCCAUCUCUGACCCAUAUGUACAAUCGCAAGCAGCCGUCUACGCGUCACCAGGCGGCUCUAACCUUUCGCAACCGAACGAUGGCGCAGGCGGCGCAAAUCACCAAGGCGGCAUGGGAGGAGCAGGUCAUGGAGGUUGGAUACAUAUCAGUGAUCUGAGGAAUCCACCAGACUAUGGGCGCAUUGCGUGGCCCGAGGACAUCUUCGGCAGUGUGGAAGUUGACGGCAAUGGUCAUUUUAGUGGAGGAGACGGAGGCUGGCAGAACAGUGGGACGUACCGCGUUGUGACGAGGGAGGGCAUUUUGGGAUUGACUGACUUUAUGCGAGGAAAAUUGGUAGAGAAGCUACUGGAUCUAGAGAGGCAGAUUAAGCGGAACUCGUAG
Alternaria postmessia is the source of this 687-nucleotide messenger RNA. RefSeq lists its product as uncharacterized. The coding region runs from base 1 to 687 and encodes 228 amino acids. The transcript is spliced from 3 exons. The record is from RefSeq and is a predicted model, not a curated record. Lineage: Eukaryota; Fungi; Ascomycota; Dothideomycetes; Pleosporales; Pleosporaceae.